AUGCAAGAAGAACAAUAUGAAAUUGAAGAAGCAUUGGCUAUUGCUGAUGCCGAAGAAGAGGUAUUAAAAAAUUUAGAAAUAGAAAAUAACAUAGAUGAUAAUAAUGAUAACAAUACCCACACACUCCAGGGUAAUAAAGACCAAAAUACUUACCUACCACAAGGUAAUAGUGAUAACAAUACUUACCUGUCACCAUAUAAUAAACACAGAGCUGAGAUUCCUGAAAGAAGUCGUACUAGACGAGAAGAUAUUGAUAGAUACAUAGACGUACAAUCUUCAUCAGACGUUUGUUUACGACCAUACGGGGAAGAAAUAGUCCAACAUGGUGGAAAGAAAUUGAGAGAGAAGACAAUAAUUGCAGAUUUGAUGACUAUUUAG
This is a messenger RNA of Lottia gigantea (owl limpet), 378 nucleotides long. RefSeq lists its product as hypothetical. Bases 1 to 378 code for a protein of 125 amino acids. The record is from RefSeq and is a predicted model, not a curated record. Lineage: Eukaryota; Metazoa; Mollusca; Gastropoda; Lottiidae. The transcript is spliced from 2 exons.